UUGUCUGCUCGGCAAGGACCAAUUAGCCUUAAUCUGCUAAACGUAUCUGCUUCAUAUUUAGACUUACUUCAACGACUCGGCAUUAACGCUUAUUCGGACUCUGGUUACUGGAGGAGCGACUCCGGAACUCGAGCUGAUCUUAGCUGAAGGCGCUGGCCUUCGUGGAGGUUAUAGCACACCUGAGACGUUAGCGAACCGUGACCGAUGUCGGAUAGCUCAGAUAGCUCUACAUGACAAUCCUUAUGAAGGAAUUGGGCACAACUCUACUUAUGGUCAAAUGUUCACCACAUCUUUGAAGAAGUAUGGCCAAUUAUGCAUCGGUUUGUAUCGGUUGCACGAUCAAGACAAUGCCGAAUCCGUAAAGCGAUAUGUUAUCACGAAUCCACCAGCGGAGUUGAGGAUAAGAAGCUCUGAUUAUGUCUAUGUGUUGGAACAGUUCGACCCGGGUCUCGAAUAUGAGCCAGGAAAAAGGCAGUACUAA
Cylicostephanus goldi is the source of this 481-nucleotide messenger RNA. The record is from the annotation of a GenBank genome assembly. NCBI's taxonomy places the organism in Eukaryota, Metazoa, Nematoda, Chromadorea, Rhabditida, Strongylidae.